AUGGUGAAAAAACGUAAAAAGAAGGAUUCGGGUGAGUCCUUAAAUUUCAGCACAAGCAGCGAUUCCGAUUGCGAGGAUUCGCUAGUAUUGCAGGAUGCAAAUGCUUUCGCUCCCUUUAGGGUCGCUGAUUAUUGUCGGCGAUACUCUGAAGAUGCGGAAGCCAAGUCUGAACUCUUAGUAUGUGUCAAAAGUACUAAAGAUGUCCCACUCGGUAAUAGGGACAUGAUGUCGCUUAGUACUAGUUUUAUACGCUCUGUGAAAGGCGAUUUUAACGCCCAUCACACUUUUUGGGGUUGCAGUCGCAUAGAUUCUCGGGGCAGAGCUAUUAUGGAUUCCAUGGAUGACCAUGACUUAAUACUUUUAAAUAAUGGUCAACCAACAACUACAGGCUCUCAUAUUUGGAAACCAAACAGUCUAGAUUUAACUAUGGUGUCUUCUUCUUUAUUUCUUUCUUGUGACUGGCAAGUUCAUCAGGAACCUUUAGGCAGUUAUCAUCUGCCAACUAUCACAAAAUUUACUCUCGUAAAAGAUCAACAUGAGCCCUCUAUUUCCUUGAACUAUAUUCCUUUUCACAGCAAUCUGAAAUUAGUAAAUUAG
Danaus chrysippus (African queen) is the source of this 597-nucleotide messenger RNA. NCBI's taxonomy places the organism in Eukaryota, Metazoa, Arthropoda, Insecta, Lepidoptera, Nymphalidae. The record is from the annotation of a GenBank genome assembly.